This is a messenger RNA of Tachysurus fulvidraco (yellow catfish), 2758 nucleotides long. RefSeq lists its product as uncharacterized. Bases 700 to 1878 code for a protein of 392 amino acids. The record is from RefSeq and is a predicted model, not a curated record. The transcript is spliced from 13 exons. Lineage: Eukaryota; Metazoa; Chordata; Actinopteri; Siluriformes; Bagridae.
CAAGCAAAUGCUAUUACUAGUAAUGUAACAAAUUCGACAGCAUCUACAACACUAGCACUCACAAACGCUACAGCUACUACACAAGCAAAUGCUACUACUGAUGCAACAAUUUCAACAACAAGUACAAGUACUUCAACAGUAGCUACUACUUCCAGCUCCACAAUAACAACAACAGUGGUGACAACAGCAACAACAACAACAACAACAACAACAACAACAACAACAACAACAGCAGCUGUAACAGUUCGUCCACAGCCAACUGUCGACCUUAGUAUUGGUCUCAAGAUUGAGUUUACUGUAGAAUUAAGCGAUCCAAAUACUCCUGCAUUUAAAUCUUUGGCUGCACAGGUGACUCAACUGUUGAAUGAAAUCUAUACAGUUCUCUUUGGCUCUAAGUACCGUGGCUGCAGAGUCAAAGCUUUCAGAGCUCAGUUGAAACGUGCUGCACAAAAUACAGAUGCAGAUGUCGAGCUGAUAUUUGACGAGAACUCCACAACUCCCAUCCCAUCUGGACAAGCAGCAGCAACUGCUCUGAAGGAGGCUGUAGAUAGUAACAGUAAUUUGAGUGCACAAAUUGAUUCCAGCGCAAUCACUGUCCUUAGCCAGCCAAUUGAUGUGAUUGUGCUCUUCAUAACAAAUGGCACUUUUACAGCAGAUCUCUCAAAUAUUAGUUCAGAUUCAUUCACAGCCAGAACAUUAAUGAUUAAAAAUGGACUUAACCCUUUUUUCACUCAAGACUUCCCAAAUUCAUUCAGUCUCUUAAGCAUGUUAAACUACAGCACCGGAACGUUUAAAGCAGUUACUGAUUCAAUUCUGAACAGCAUGGACUUGGCUUUUAACAGCUCUGCUGGAAAUCCCAACACCACCCAAAUUGCUCAAACUAUGUUUCGAGCAGCCAAAAAUGGCACCCUUCCUUUUCAGAUCUCUAUCACCAGUAUCACAGUGAAUGGCACGGUAUUUAAUUCAGGUGAUACUACUGGUACUGUAACAGUUUCAACAACUACUCCAGCGGUAGUAAUCCUUACAAAUACUUCCAGCUCCCCAAUAACAACAACAACAGCAGCAGCUGUAACACUUCGUCCACAGCCAACUGUCGACCUGAGUGUUGGUCUCAUGACUCCUUUUACUACAGAAUUAGGUGAUCCAACUACUCCUGCAUUUAAAUCUUUGGCUGCACAGGUGACUCAACUGUUGAAUCAAAUCUAUACAGUUCUUUUUGGCUCUAAGUACCGUGGCUGCAGAGUCAAAGCUUUCAGAGGUCGAUCUACACGUGCUGACCAAAAUACAGAUGCAGAUGUCGAGCUGAUAUUCGACGAGAACUCCACAACUCCCAUCCCAUCUGGACAAGCAGCAGCAACUGCUCUGAAGGAGGCUGUAAAUAGUAACAGUAAUUUUAGUGCGCUAAUUGAUCCCAGCGCAAUCACUGUCCUUAAUCAGCCAAUCGGUGUGACUGUCAUUUUUGUAACAAAUGGCACUUUUACAGCAGAUCUCUCAAAUACUAGUUCAGAUUCAUUCACAACCAGAACAUUAAUGAUUAAAAAUGGACUUAACCCUUUUUUCACUCAAGACUUCCCAAAUUCAUUCAGUCUCUUAACCAUGUUAAACUACAGCACCGGAACGUUUAAAGCAGUUACUGAUUCAAUUCUGAACAGCAUGGACUUGGCUUUUAACAGCUCUGCUGGAAAUCCCAACACCACCCGAAUUGCUCAAACUAUGUUUCGAGCAGCCAAAAAUGGCAACCUUCCUUUUCAGAUCUCUAUCACCAGUAUCACAGUGAAUGGCACGGUAUUUAAUUCAGGUGAUGUCAGCAGCAGGAUCAGUGUGCUCAUGGCGUGCUUCAUGGUGGCUGUGUCGCUUCUGUUCACACGGUCCAGCUGAUGCUAAACCACAUCCUCCUCUAAGAAUGAGAACCUUUACCAAGUUUUACUAUCCAGUUCCCUCAAUGAAUCAUGUGAAUAUACCGAGCUAAGAUUUUAAAUAAUGUGUAUGUGUAAAAAGUACAAUAGGAACAGCAUUAUAAGAAUCUGCUAACUUGUUUGAAUGUGCAAUAAUAUGGAUUGGUCAAUACUUGUAGCUUUAAUUAUUUUGACAUCUUGUAACAUAUUCUUUGUAUUUGAUUGUGGAUUACUCAAUCCUGGAGUCUAUUUUACAGUGAUGGAAUUGUAUUUAUCAAAUGGAAACUAUUCUAUGAUAGAUCUAAGUUAACAUUAGUAAGUUUAUUUAUAACAGUAUAUUUGCACAGAAAUGCACAUGCAAAAACAUUAUCUAUCGAACCAGCUUUGGUGAUGCAUGUGACACUUUGGCUUAAAAAACAAAGUAUUGAGGGUUUUUGCAAAUUAUUUAAUAUAAUCCAGACGAUGUCCUAAAUUAUGUUUUAGACAAAAUUAAUUAAGCAUGAAUGAAAUAACACAUAAAUGAACUGUUCUGUAAAACACAGAAUUGUGGUUUGACUUUAUUUAAUACGUGUCUUAAUCUGGAGUUCUUUCCUAAUAUACAAAGCAAUGAAGGAGAAAAUGUUAUGUAUACUGUAAGUUCUAUAAACUGGUGCACUUUACAAAAAAAAAUCCUCCUUUUUGUUCUUUUGUAAGGUGCUUAUCACUAUAUAUGUAUUUAUUUACUGCAGUGGGUAUCUAGGGUAUCUUUCUAUAUUUUAUGUUUUUCUUGAAAUAAGAUUCAUGGUGUAUUGUGCUUGCAUUGAAUGCAGCACUUUAUAUUUAUAAAUGCAUAAAUCAGUUUCAAAUAAACUCAUGAGAAUCUA